This is a messenger RNA of Lolium rigidum, 2064 nucleotides long. RefSeq names its product receptor like protein 27-like. Bases 1 to 2037 code for a protein of 678 amino acids. Gene Ontology annotation, molecular function: protein binding. Lineage: Eukaryota; Viridiplantae; Streptophyta; Magnoliopsida; Poales; Poaceae. The transcript has a single exon. The record is from RefSeq and is a predicted model, not a curated record.
AUGGAGAAUUUGCUUAUCGGCAACACCAAUUUCUCCGGCGCAAUCCCAAGUUCGCUGGGCAACCUCAAAUCUUUGAAGAAGCUAGGCCUUGGUGCUCAGGGCUUCGCCGGUGACCUGCCCUCGUCAAUCGGCGAGCUCACAUCCUUGAAUUCGUUGGAGGUCUCUGGCUUAGAGGUGGUAGGACCGAUGCCGCCAUGGAUCACAAACUUAACUUCCAUGGAGGUCCUCGAAUUCUCCCGGUGUGGCUUGCACGGACCAAUACCACCUUCCAUAUGCGAGCUACCAAAACUGAAAACAUUAUCACUUCACACCUGUGGUUUUUCGGGGGAAAUAUCACCAUGUAUUUUUAACCUGUCUCAGCUAUACACCCUAUUGCUUCACUCGAAUAAUUUUAGCGGUCAAGUGGAGCUUAACUCGCUAUGGAAACUACCGAGCCUAUCGUACGUAAGGCUCUCAAACAACAAACUAAAUGUGAUCGAUGGGGAAGAUAAUUCUCCACUCGUAUCCUUCCCAGACAUAAAGCUCCUAGAUCUAGCGUCUUGUAACAUAAGUAAAUUCCCCGAUGUCUUGAAACAUUUAAAUGGGAUUUAUCAGCUUGACCUAUCAAACAACCAAAUCCAUGGGGCCGUGCCUCAGUGGGCAUGGGAGACAUGGACACAUUCACAACUUUUCUACCUAAACUUAUCACACAAUAUGUUUACUGGUGUUGGCUACGACACGUUUCUUCCAUUGGAGUUUAUGGACGUGUUGGAUCUCAGUUUCAAUAUGUUCGAUGGGACAAUGCCUAUACCCAAAUCAUCUGUCAGCGUGCUAGAUUACUCAAGCAACCGUUACUCAUCCUUGCCACCUAAUAUUUCUACUCAACUCGAAGAAACUGUCAUUUUCAAGGCAUCAAGAAACCGACUCUCCGGGACUAUUUCACCAGAUUUCUGCAGUACAAAGAUACAAUUUCUCGACCUAUCUUACAAUAUCCUCGGUGGUUCAAUCCCUUCAUGCAUAAUGGCGGACACAAAUGCACUGAAGGUUCUAAACCUGAAAGGAAAUCAGCUUCAAGGUGUGCUACCUCAUGAUAUCAACAAACACUGCAUGCUUGAGGCGAUAGACUUCAGUGACAACUGGAUCCAAGGACUGCUGCCAAGAUCUCUAGCUUCUUGCAGGAACUUGGAGGUCCUCGAUAUCGGAAACAAUCAGAUCAAUGACUCUUUUCCAUGUUGGAUGAGUACACUUCCUAGCCUUCAAGUACUUGUCCUAAGUAAUAACAAAUUCUUCGGACAUGUGGCACCAAAUGUUGCUAAAGGUAAAGGCCUUUGUGAAUUUCAAAGUCUGCGGAUUCUUGACAUAGGCUCCAACAACUUCUCAGGGGCAUUGCCAUGGGACUUCUUUAUAAAACUGAAGUCCAUGAUGGUUAACACUGCAAAUGGAGCACUAGUGAUGGAAUAUCAAGCUGACCUACAAAGGCUACAACAAGAAUAUCAAGUUGCAACUUCACUCACAUACAAAGGGAACUCCAUCAACUUUGAGAAGAUCAUAAGGACCCUUGUAUUGAUUGAUGUUUCAAACAAUGCAUUCCAUGGUAGCAUCUCCGAGGCUAUUGGAGAACUUGUUUUGCUCAACAUUCUCAACAUGUCACACAACUCCUUGACGCAAUCAAUUCCAUCCGAGCUCGGUCGUCUGAAGCAACUGGAAUCUUUGGAUCUCUCCUCAAACGAGCUAACAGGAGUGAUUCCACAAGAGCUAGCAUCUUUGGACUUCCUCACGACGCUGAACUUGUCUGACAACAAUCUGAAGGGAAGAAUACCAGGAUCACCUCAUUUCAUGACAUUCCCUAAUGGCUCAUUUGUGAGGAAUGAUGGGUUAUGUGGUCACCCGUUAUCCAAAAAAUGCAGCAAUGCGACAACAUCAAAUACGGCAUGCAGUCCUUCCAAGGAUAAACCUGCCGACAUUAUGUUAUUUCUCUUUGCUGGGUUCGGAUUUGGUGUUGGGUUUGCAGUUGUGAUUGUGGUGACCUGGGUAUUACCCCUUAGAAAGAAAUCAUGAAAGGGUUAUAUGGUUCUCUUCGGCCAA